AUGGUUACCAUUUUGGUUAAAGACAUUACAAUUGUCAAUGUCUAUAAUCAACCGAAACCAUCCAAGAAAUACCCUGAGCCACCGGUUUUUGAGUUUCUCAAACGGGAGAUCAAGGAACAAUACUCAAAGAUUGUCAUUGCAGGUGAUUAUAACUUACAUCACAAGGAAUGGGAAUCAAAGGCAGGUCCGAAUACAGAAGCAGAUGAAGUUGUUGAGUGGUUACAUGAAAAUGAUAUGAUGUUAAUUACUCCAAGAAAUCAAAAAACAUACAACAAUAGAACCAAUAUUGAUUUGGUUUAUGGUUCAGUGAAUUUACUUCAUAGAAUUUCAUUUAGUGGAGUGGAUGAAAAUACACUAAGUGAUCACUCAAUUGUGGAGUGGGACAUCUCUAUGUCUCAGAGUAAAAACGGGGAUGAAGAUUUUACUUCGGUGAAGAGACUGAAUAUUAAGAAUGCAGAUUGGGAAAAGUUUGACAAGGAGCUUUCUUCUGCCAUUAAAGAUUUUAAUGUGCAUAACAAAACUCUAAAAUCAACUGACCAAAUUGAUGACCAAGCUAAAGUUCUUGAGGAGGUUAUAAAAAGAGCAAUGGCAAAGUCGAUGAAGGAAGUUAAGGUGAUGAAAAAGUCCAAACGCUAUUGGAAUCAAGAAUUAAGGGAGAAGUUAGAAAAAGCGCUAGAAGCUAAAAGGGAAGCCCGUCAAAGGCAACCUUCUUUGGCUUUGAAACGACAAAAAAUUGAAGAGGCGAAAAAAGCUAGAAAAAUUUUUGACCACAGUUUGCGUGAAGCAAGUACUGAGCAAUGGAAUAAAUAUUUGUCUAGUUUAGAAGGAAAUGACAUCUGGAAGAUUUUGAAAUACAUUAACCCAAAAAGCAAUGAUACCAUUAUACCACAGAUUAGAAAAGAAGAUGGAACUCUCACUACUACUGUUGACGAAAAAAGACAUGAAAUAUGGAAGGCACUUCUACCUGAAAUUGAUCAUGGUCUUGAUAGAGAGUUUGAAAUUGAUGACGAUUCUCGAUGGCCAAAAUUAGAGUUUGAUGAAGUUGACUCUGCAUUGGCUGAUACCCCAAAUGAUAAAGCUCCAGGAGACGAUGGAAUUACGGGCAAAGUUUUAAAGAUGGCAUGGCUGAAUAAAGAUUUUAAGGAAAGGUUUUUCAAGCUUCUCCAAGCUUGUGUGAAGUUUGGAUACCACCCAAAAGUCUGGAGACAUGGCAUUAUUGUUGUUAUACCUAAACCUAAGAAACCUGACUAUUCAAAGCCAAGAGCAUACCGACCAAUUUCCUUACUUAAGAUUCCAUCUAAAGUACUGGAAAAAUUAUACAAAAGAAUGACCAAGCUUACAUCACACUUACUUCCACCAGAGCAAUAUGGGGGAAGACAAGGUUAUUGUGCUACUGAUGCUGUUUUGGAACUUGUCCAAAGAAUUGAAACUAGUAAAGAAAAAAUUUCAGCUAUGCUCAUUGAUAUUCAAGGAGCUUUUGAUAAUGUUAACAGAAAUAUAUUGGCAGACACAAUGGAGGAUAUGAAACUACCCAAAGCACUUAUAAACUGGACCUACCAAUUUCAAGAAAAGCUGUUGGUGCUAUUUGGCAUCUUGGUGGCGUGCAAAAAAGGGAUGCGGGGGUCUGCAGUCAGAUCACUGUAUAUUGCUUGCGUGAGACCAAUUGUCGAAUAUGGCUUAGAAAUUUGGCAUCAUAAAGUCUUGAAAGGAGAAAUCCACAAGUUGGAAGUGAUGCAGAACAUGGCUUUAAGAAGAAUUGUUGGUGCUUAUCGCACAACUCCUAUUGCGGUAUUACAAAAGGAAGCUGGUAUUAUGCCAUAUAGUAUUAGGCUAAAAUUUAUGGUGGCACGAAAAGCUAUUUGUUUACACCUAAAUAUUAGCAAAACUAAUCCUAUUAAUGGUCAUUUGUUAACAUUGAUUGAGAAAUCUCCAAUUGCAAAGCUAACCACGCUUUACAUGUUGGCGAAAGAUGAUAGAGACUACAUGAUUAAAAAGGGUGAAAAACGAAAAUGCAAGAGAGUUGAACCUCUUACACUGAAACAACAACAAAAUCAGACGAUUGGAAUUUUGAAGAAACAAGCAAUGGAAGAAUGGCAAGAAAUGUAUUGGAACAGUAGUAAGGAUCUGUGGUAUCAUAAUAUCACAGUGGAGUCGAAAUGUACUGAUAAUCUUUCCAAAAUGGUUACGGGAGUGAUCAUGAAGAAAGAUAGUCGAAGGAUCUUGAGUAAUAUUACUCAGUUUCGCACAGGCUAUGGCAACUUUGGCGCAUGGUUUAAAAAGUUUGGAAUUGAAAAGGAUAGUUACAACUGCAAAUGUGGAGAGCUGGAAACAGUUCAUCACAUUUUAGUUGAGUGUCCUUUGCUUGAAGAGGAAAGAAAAGGACUCAAACGGAUAUCUCCAGAGAUGGACAUGUCGACUCUCUUCAACAGUUUAACUGGCUUACAAGAGAUUGUAAGCUUUAUCUCUGCUUGGAGGGAUUAA
Molecule: messenger RNA, 2481 nt
Organism: Magnusiomyces paraingens
Lineage: Eukaryota; Fungi; Ascomycota; Dipodascomycetes; Dipodascales; Dipodascaceae
Exons: 2
Coding region: 1-2481 (826 amino acids)
Molecular function (GO): catalytic activity
Source: RefSeq, a predicted model, not a curated record